This is a messenger RNA of Canariomyces notabilis, 786 nucleotides long. RefSeq lists its product as uncharacterized. The coding region runs from base 35 to 523 and encodes 162 amino acids. NCBI's taxonomy places the organism in Eukaryota, Fungi, Ascomycota, Sordariomycetes, Sordariales, Chaetomiaceae. The record is from RefSeq and is a predicted model, not a curated record. The transcript has a single exon.
GAUUAUCGUAGUCCUGAUCGGCGUGCUGGGCGGCAUGGCUUCCGGACGGAUCCCGAUAGCCGCCGCGGCGGGCUCAGCGGUGUAUGUACUGUGCUUUCCCUCAAUCUGUGCCCUAGAAGUUCCAAACUCACCAACAAACCAAACCAGCCACAGCACCACCGUGACCUACACCACCGAAAACCCGCCGACCUGCCCAACCGCACAUCACGCCAACUUCGUCCUCUCGAUCGCGCCCUAUAACAACGCCCAAAUGGAACGAACCUUCCACAUCCAGUGCAACACCAGCUACCUAUCCGGCGGCACCCUCACCGUGAAAGCAGAAGCCCCGGGUGCGGGUGACUCGCUCGCAGCCUGCCUGACGGCGUGUGCGCAGGACGCAGAAUGCGUCGGGGCCGUGCGGGUCCGGCCCGAGGCCGCGAGUCGUAAUGGGGGUGAAAGCGGGUGCUUUUUGAAGGAGGCCCUUGAGCUUGCCGUCACGGGCUUCGGAGUUGAAGGCAUCGAGUCCGGGGUUUGGUUGCAGUGACUGAUUCGUUUGUGUGUGCAUGUUGCGCUGGGCUGUAUUGGGCUGUACAUACUGUAUGACUAGACGAGGUGUAUUUUGGGGGGUGGCCAAGUGUGUUUUAUCGCUGGCUGGAGGCCUGGUGUGAUUGUACGUUGCGAUGCUGGGCAUUGGGAAUGUUGCUGUGGUCCUAUUCCUAAUUCCCCCUCUUUUCUUUACCCCUUAUUCUUUUUGUCAUGAGGGUCUGCCGGAGGUGUUAUUGGGUGGAGGUCGAAAAAUCACAUGUA